CCCUAAUAAGCUACCUGAGAUCUCUCCGCCGACUUGUGCCGCAGCUAGGGUUUCUUAAGGUGGAAGAGCAUAUAAGUGAAGAUUUUCAAAGGCUGGGAAGAUGGUUCUGAAGACAGAGCUUUGCCGUUUCAGCGGUGCCAAGAUAUACCCGGGAAAGGGUAUUAGAUUUGUUCGAGCUGACUCGCAGGUUUUCCUUUUUGCAAACUCCAAAUGCAAGCGCUACUUCCACAACCGUCUGAAGCCUGCCAAGCUUACCUGGACUGCGAUGUACAGGAAGCAACACAAGAAGGAUAUUCAUGCUGAAACUGUGAAAAAGAGGCGCCGCACCACCAAGAAGCCAUAUUCAAGAUCCAUUGUUGGUGCUACCUUGGAGGUUAUUCAGAAGAAGAGAACUGAGAAGGCCGAAGUUCGGGAUGCCGCGAGAGAGGCAGCUCUUCGUGAGAUCAAGGAGCGGAUAAAGAAGACGAAAGACGAAAAGAAAGCCAAGAAGGCCGAGGUGACGGCGAAAAGUCAGAAGACGCAGACGAAGAGUGCCGCGCCUAAGGCUCCCAAGGGCCCGAAGCUCGGCGGCGGCGGCGGAAAGCGCUGAAUGAAAAAGCACUUUUUAAUACUAGCAAAUCAAAAAAAAUUUCCUCUUUUAACUGUCAUUCUCGUUCGAGUUUCUUAUUUUUACUUCUACCUAGAACCUGGUUCUGUCACUUUGUACUCUUUUGAUUCUUAAUGCUUGUUUGAGAUUGGGUUUUGAUCUUACAAUAAGUGGUUUGAUGCC
Messenger RNA from Ananas comosus (pineapple), 769 nucleotides. RefSeq names its product 60S ribosomal protein L24. Gene Ontology annotation, biological process: cytoplasmic translation. The transcript has 6 exons. Lineage: Eukaryota; Viridiplantae; Streptophyta; Magnoliopsida; Poales; Bromeliaceae. Gene Ontology annotation, molecular function: mRNA binding; structural constituent of ribosome. The coding region runs from base 101 to 589 and encodes 162 amino acids. Gene Ontology annotation, cellular component: cytosolic large ribosomal subunit. The record is from RefSeq and is a predicted model, not a curated record.